UCUCGUUUAGUCAGACAGGCGAGCCAUUAUUUUCACAAUUGUCCGCGGUGCUAUAAAUCCGUCCAUCCUUGCACACCCGGUAUCAAUCCGCGAAGCGUCGUCGAACAUGAAGAUUCCAGCACUGCUCGUAACGUGCCUCUACCUUUGGGGCUUCGCGUCCGCCAGCUCGAGCUCACCGCUGCUCGAGAUCGUGCAGGGUAGCGCGUCGGCCACCGCAUCCACCGCUGUGACCGCUAGAUCCGGACUUCGUGCCGGUCAGGUAGCCCUGGCCUCGCAGAAGGAUGCCACACUUCAGGCAGAUGCCUCAGCGGCCGCCGCAGCCGCUGCACGCGCUUCCGCCGACCAGUCGGCCAGUCUAGCCCAAGAGUCGGCGUCUUUGCAGUCCAAAGCUGCCGCCAGAGCAAAAUCAGCCGAGGAGUCAGCGGCAGCUACGGCCAAAGCCGAGUUGCAGGCAGAAUCCACUGCUGCAUCGGCCAGUUCCGCUGCCAGAGAGGCUGCAGCGUCCGCGAAAGCCUCCGCAUCCGCGAUGUCAUCGGCUGCCGUGCAGGCGAAGCUCGCCGAAAAGACGGCCAAGAAUCAAGCUCUGGCUUCCGAAGAAGCCAAACUCAAGGCGGCCGCCGCUGCCAGCGCAGCAGCAGCAGCCAGCGCCGCCGCCGAGAUAGCCCUGAAAGCUGAGAAACUAGCGGAAGAAGCCAUCGCCAAGGCAGCCGCUGCCAAAGCAGCCGCCAGAGCCGCUGCAGCCGCGUUAAACUCCGCGAAGGAAGCCGCCACGAGCAGCGCAAGGAGCGCCGCCGAAGCCGAAGCUAGGAGCGAAGUCGCCCUACUGAUCAGCGAACUCGACAAGAAGAGCAGGGAAAUCUCCGCUUCCACGUCGGCCAAGGCACGCGCUGCUGCCGCGGCUAGCUCCAGAAACGUAGAAACGGCUGUUAUCGGAGCUAACAUCAAUGUAGCCAAAGAGAUCGUGGCGGUUCCCAUCGAGCCAGCGAAAGUUCCGGAGCCAGAGCUGGCGUUGAAAGAAGAGAAUGCCGCGAUCGCGAGCUCAGAGAGUGAUGUGACGGUAGAAACGAGCAGCGAAGCAUGGUCAAUUUAAGGGAUGACUGGAUGCAGUACCAGGGAACGCGUUUCGUUCGAGAAUAAUGUUUGGUCGAUGUAGGAUGUAUUCGAUGUUUUCGGAGGAAAUUCACGUGUCAAUGUUGCCUAUAGUCAGACAGAGAUUGUAAUGAUGAAAAUAAAUUGGUUUAGCAUAUA
This is a messenger RNA of Bombus pyrosoma, 1248 nucleotides long. RefSeq names its product antifreeze protein Maxi-like (gene Fibroin1). The transcript has a single exon. Bases 107 to 1090 code for a protein of 327 amino acids. Lineage: Eukaryota; Metazoa; Arthropoda; Insecta; Hymenoptera; Apidae. The record is from RefSeq and is a predicted model, not a curated record.